AUGCUCACCCGCACGCUCCGCCUACCCAUUCCGCGCGCGCCGCUACCACCGCCUCUCGGGGCUGACCGCUUUGCGCCUGCGCGAGUCGAGGCACGAAGCGCGGAGGGAUCGGACGGUGGGAGAAAGAAAGGCGGCCGAGAUGGUGGGAGUGGAGAAAUUGCGGCGCCGUCUCUGUCCAAUCAGCGGACAACACGUGCGAAUGGGGGAGAGAACGGCGGAGGGCGGAAGAGCCGGAGUGGCAGAAGGGAGAGCGGAAAGUCGGCGGCGGAGGAAGCGGAGAGCGCUGCUGGCAGCAGCGGGGCCGUGACGGACUCAAUGCGGCGCAACGCGCUGGCGACGGCGGACGCGCUGCGCAGCAAGAGCCGGCGCGCCAAGAGAUGGCUCGGACAGGUGCGGCGGGGGGAGCAGGGGAGGCGUGGGGGGGAGCAGGCGAGUGUGGUGGGGCCUGGCGGAGGCAGUGUGGUGGGGCCUGGCGGAGGCAGUGUGGUGGGGCCUGGCGGAGGCAGUGUGGUGGGGCCUGGCGGAGGCAGUGUGGUGGGGCCUGGCGGAGGCAGUGUGAAAUAUCUGCACUAUCUGCUGCGGGACGACAUCAGCGCGGCCACGGUGGCGGCAGCGGGAGUGGUGGCGGGCGACGUGGUGGUGGAGGUGGGGCCGGGCACGGGCGCUCUCACCGCCGCACUCGUGGCUGCCGGGGCGCAUGUGAUUGCUGUGGAGAAGGACCCUGACAUGGUGCAGCUGGUGCGGGAGCGCUUCGCCCAGUGCCCACAAGUCGAGGUGGUGCAGGCGGACAUCCUCAAGUGGCCCGUGCACGCCCUCCUGCCGGCUCGCCUGCACCGCCUCACAGGCACGGCAGGGGGUGACGCACAGACGCUGGGAGGGGCGGAGGGAAGGGCAGCACAAGGCCAAGGGGCGUUGGCGAGUGGCGGGGCAGAAGCACGCACGAGUGGGAUGGAGGGUGUGGUGGGCGAACCGCCGGUGCCUCUUGCUGCUGCACGCCCUGCUGCGGCUCCCACAGCUGACGCUGCGGCGAGCAGAGGCAGCGAGGGGAGUGGAGGCAGCGAGGGGAGUGGAGGCAGCAGUGCCGUGCGCGCCAAGGUGGUGACGAACCUGCCCUUCAACAUCACCACGGACUUCCUGCGCCUCUUCCUGCCCCUCGGCCACCUCGUCUCCACCGUCGUCUGCAUGCUGCAGGAUGACGCGGCACAGCGGCUGGUGGAUGCCACACCGGCAGCGUCGCAGUACCGACCGAUGAGCGUGUUCGUGCAGUACUAUGCGGAUCCCACCUAUCAGUUCUUCGUCAGCCGUCGCAGCUUCCUACCCCCACCCAAUGUUGAUGCAGCAGUCGUGUCAUUCGCCCUCAAGCCACCAAUGGAACGAGUCCACGUGGCAUCGCCCACCCAGUUCUUCCACAUGUCCUGCCCUGACACUCCUGCUGCCCCCCACACCCCACCGGCACGAGGGCAGGUGAACAGGGCGUUCCAGGCGAAGCGCAAGAUGCUGCGGGCGUCGCUGCAGCCGUCCUACUCGUCACAGCAGGUGUCCGCUGCUCUGGAGGCGCUCUCGCUGCCCGCCACUGUGAGCCACGUGGUGCCGUUAGAGGGGCUCAGGGGGGAGGUGCAGUGCACAUGUGCACACGGUGAGGUGCAGUGCACACGGGGAGGUGCAGUGCACACGGUGAGGUGCAGUGCACACGGUGAGGUGCAGUGCACACGGGGAGGUGCAGUGCACACGGUGAGGUGCAGUGCACACGGGGAGGUGCAGUGCACACGUGCACACGGUGAGGUGCAGUGCACACGGGGAGGUGCAGUGCACACGGUGAGGUGCAGUGCACACGGGGAGGUGCAGUGCACACGGGGAGGUGCAGUGCACACGGUGAGGUGCAGUGCACACGGUGAGGUGCAGUGCACACGGUGA
This is a messenger RNA of Closterium sp. Naga37s-1, 1914 nucleotides long. Lineage: Eukaryota; Viridiplantae; Streptophyta; Zygnematophyceae; Desmidiales; Closteriaceae. The record is from the annotation of a GenBank genome assembly.